Molecule: messenger RNA, 6096 nt
Organism: Aspergillus luchuensis
Lineage: Eukaryota; Fungi; Ascomycota; Eurotiomycetes; Eurotiales; Aspergillaceae
Product: putative filament-forming protein (Tpr/p270)
Exons: 2
Coding region: 1-6096 (2031 amino acids)
Biological process (GO): protein import into nucleus; mRNA export from nucleus
Cellular component (GO): nuclear pore
Molecular function (GO): structural constituent of nuclear pore
Source: RefSeq, a predicted model, not a curated record
AUGGUAAUCAUGGCUGCUGCUACGAUUGAGUUACCGUUUAUUUCGUCGCACUACGCCAUUGCCGAGUCGACUUUGAGCACCCUCACCACAGCUCCUACGGUCGAGCUAGUCAACCAGCUUUUGGAAGCUAUUACCACAAAAGCACGCGAGCAUGAUGAGCUCAAGUCUGAUAAAAUACGCCUCGAGGUGGAACUCGAUAAUGCCGUCCGCUCGAGAGACAACAAGAUUAAGGUCCUGAAGAGCUCGGUCGAGAAGGGUCAUGCCGAAGUCGAGGAAACAAGGAAGAAACUCCACGAGUCCGAAAACAUUCGCUCUACCCUGGAAUCCGAGAUUGCUACACUCAAGUCGUCCUCCACGUCAAACGAAUCCGAAGCCAGCUCAUUGAAAUCUCGCAUCUCAUCGCUCGAAGCUUCCAACCGAGACACUCUAUCACUCCUCGAAUCCAAGUCCGCAGCCUAUGACAAGCUUGCCGAGGAGCUCUCGACACAACACAAGAAGACAAUCGAAUUGAGACGCGAACUCUCCACCGCCGAGCAGAACCUCCAGGCCGCAAACUCUGCCUCCGCCAGCGCUAAGUUCCGUGAGCAGAGCCUCCAGCAGGAUUUGGAAUUGACAAAGAAAAACAACGAGUGGUUCGAGACGGAAUUGAAGACUAAGUCCGCCGAGUAUCUGAAAUUCCGCAAGGAGAAGAGCGCCCGAAUUUCGGAGCUUCAACGCGAAAAUGAGGAGAUCAGUGCCAAUGUUGACUCAUUGAGACGGAGUGAGAACGCCCUUAAGAGCCGCCUGGAUGAGGUGGAGCAGCGUUAUGAAGAAGCGCUUUCCAGCAUCAACCAGCUUAGAGAAGACGCCAUCAAGGCGACCGAGUCGUUCAGAAUCGAAUUGGAUAGUGCAAGUAGACUGGCCGAAUUGCAGUCAAAUGCUGCCGAGACUUCGAAGCAGCGUGCCAAGGAAUGCCAACUCGCUCUGGACAAAGCAAGAGAAGAUGCUGCGGAGCAGAUUUCCCGUCUCCGAGUGGAAAUCGAAACCGAACACGCCGACAAAGAAGCUGCUGAGCGCCGCGUUGCUGAGCUUGAGCUCACGGUCAGCCAGCUCGAGUCCGAUGGUUUUGCUGGAAGGAGAUCCAUGAGCCCGGCGCUGAAUGGCGCAGGGCCCAGUACCCCAAUGCGUCCCAGUACUCCAGUGGGCGCGUUUUCACCUAGAGCGUCGCGCGGAAAGGGAGGACUCACCCUGACGCAGAUGUAUACCGAGUACGACAAGAUGCGGACAUCGCUGGCUAUGGAGCAAAAGACAAACCAAGAGCUUAGAUCGACUCUAGACGAGAUGGUCCAAGAUCUUGAAGCCAGCAAGCCUGAAAUUGAUGAACUUCGUGCAGAUCACGGUAGACUCGAGAAUGCCGUCGUCGAAAUGUCCAACAUCUUGGAAACCGCUGGGAAGGAACGAGACGAUGCAACCAAGGAGGCAAGGAAGUGGCAAGGUCAAGUGGAGGGAUUGGCCCGUGAGGGAGACAUUUUGCGUCAGCAACUUAGAGAUUUGAGCGCUCAGAUUAAGGUCUUGGUCUUGGAAAAUGCCAUUCUGAAGGAAGGCGAGACCACGUACGAUAGGGAGGAACUCGAGAAGAUUGCACGCCAGGAGAUUGAUGACUCUUCUGCUGAUCUCAACCCAACCGGACGUUUCAUUAGUCGCAACUUGAUGACGUUCAAGGAUCUUCACGAGCUCCAAGAGCAGAAUGUCACUCUCCGCCGUAUGUUGAGAGAGCUUGGGGAUAAGAUGGAGGGCGCAGAGGCCCGCGAGCAGGAUGCCAUCCGUCAACAAGAGCAAGAGGAGCUGAAGGAGCUGAGAAUCCGGGUGCAGACUUACCGUGACGAGAUCGCUAACCUCGUCGCUCAAACAAAGAGUUAUGUUAAGGAGAGGGAUACCUUCCGGAGCAUGCUUACCCGCCGUCGUCAAACAGUUGGCGACGCAUCUGUCUUCUCCCAGUCUCUUCCUCUCGGCGCAGCUCCUCCCGCUUCCGAAGAGCCGGCCAAGGAUGUUCCAGACUACGCUGAUCUGUUGCGCAAGGUGCAGGCACACUUCGACAGCUUCCGCGAGGAGUCCGCCACCGAUCAUGCAGCUUUGAAGCAACAGGUCAAUGAGCUAUCCAGGAAGAACAGUGAACUGAUGAGCGAAAUCAGCCGCUCCAGCAGCCAGCUUGUUGCUGCCACCCAAAGAGCCGAGCUUCUCCAGGGCAAUUUCGACAUGCUUAAGAACGGAAACGCAGAAAUGCAGAAACGCUACGCUACUCUUCUGGAAAACGCUAACCGGCAGGAUAUCAGGACUCAGCAGGCUGCGGAAGAUCUGGUGGAGACGAAGGGUCUUGUUGAGAGCCUUCAACGGGAGAAUGCCAACCUCAAGGCAGAGAAGGAUCUCUGGAAGAAUAUCGAGAAGAGACUCAUCGAGGACAACGAGACACUGCGCAACGAAAGAGGCCGACUUGAUUCUCUCAACGCCAAUCUUCAAACCAUCCUCAAUGAGCGGGAGCAUACCGAUGCUGAGAGCCGUCGUCGUUUGCAGAGUAGCGUGGAGUCUCUCGAAUCGGAGCUCCAGUCCACCAAGCGGAAGCUUAAUGAUGAGGUUGAGGAGGGAAAGAAGGCAUCGUUGCGCAGGGAAUACGAACAUGAGCAAAGCCAGAAGCGAAUUGACGACUUGGUGACGAGCUUGGGCGCGGCUCGGGAGGAGUUGGUUGCUGCGAAGACGACAAGAGAUCACUUGCAGUCGAGAGUCGACGAACUCACUGUCGAGCUGCGUAGUGCGGAAGAACGCCUUCAGGUUGUGCAGACUAAGCCAAGUGUGUCUGCUGCUCCUACUGAAGCGCCUGCGGUUCCCGAGGAAGGCCAGGAGAGUGGAUUGACACGCGAACAGGAGCUUGGUAUUGAAGUAUCCGAGCUCCGUCGUGAUCUGGAGUUGACAAAGAAUGAACUUCAGCACGCGGAAGAGCGGGUGGAAGACUACAAGGCUAUCAGUCAGCAGAGCGAAGAGCGCCUGCAGUCUGUUACUGAGACCCAGGAACAGUAUCGGGAGGAAACGGAGCGUCUCAUCGAAGAGAAGGAUAAGAAGAUUCAGGACCUUGAGAAGCGCAUCGAAGAAAUCUCUACUGAGCUUUCGACUACGAAUGGCGAACUCACCAACCUGCGUGACGAGCAAGGGGAGGCUGGCCGGCAUUUGGAGGAGCAGAAGGCCGCGCUGGAAGCAGAGAUCACAAGAUUGAAGGACGAAAAUGAACGGCAGAUCGCUUCUGCUCAAUUCCAUCAGGAAGAUCUCAAGGCACAAGCCGAAAUCGCGCAGCAUGCCCAACAGAACUACGAGAGCGAGUUGGUCAAGCAUGCCGAAGCUGCGAAGAACCUACAAUUGGUCCGGUCCGAAGCUAACCAGCUGAAGCUGGAAGUUGUCGAACUCCGGACCCAGGCCGACACUUUCAAGAAGGACCUUGCUCAGAAGGAGGAAAGCUGGACUGAGAUUAAGGACCGGUAUGAGAGUGAGCUUACGGAACUGCAAAAGCGCCGCGAGGAAGUUCUCCACCAGAAUUCGUUGCUGCAUACCCAACUCGAGAACAUCACAAACCAGAUCGCAGCCCUCCAGCGCGACCGGGCUAACAUCCCUGAGGGAGAUGAGGAUGGAGAGGCUGGGGCGCCCAACCUCGAAGGCCUCCAGGAGGUGAUCAAGUUCCUGCGUCGUGAGAAGGAGAUCGUCGAUGUGCAGUACCACCUGUCAACCCAGGAAAGCAAGCGUCUUCGUCAGCAACUCGACUACACACAGACCCAGCUUGACGAAGCCCGGCUUAAGCUCGAGCAGCAGCGUCGCGCGGCUGCCGACAGUGAACAUAGCGCUCUCAGCCAUAACAAGUUGAUGGAGACCCUGAAUGAACUCAACCUGUUCCGCGAGAGUAGUGUUACGCUGCGUAACCAGGUCAAGCAGGCGGAAACCUCACUUGCGGAGAAGUCUUCUCGCAUCGAAGAACUUGUCCAGCAAAUUCAACCGCUAGAGACUAGAAUUAGGGAGCUAGAGAACACUGUGGAGACGAAGGAUGGAGAGCUGAAGUUGCUGCAGGAUGACAGGGACCGGUGGCAGCAACGUACGCAGAACAUCUUGCAGAAGUACGAUCGGGUACACCCUGCUGAAAUGGAGGGUCUGAAGGAGAAGCUUGAGACUUUGGAGAAGGAACGUGAUGAGGCCGUUGCUGCUCGGGACACUCUACAAACACAGGCUGCUGCAUUCCCAGAACAGUUGAAGCAUGCGGAGGAUCGUGUGCAAGAACUGCGCACGAAGCUCACGGACCAAUUCAAGGCUCGGUCUAAGGAAUUGACUGGUCGUAUAAAUGCUAAACAGGUAGAGCUGAACACGGUCGUGCAAGAGAAGGAAGUUAUUCAAGAAGAACUCAAGACGACUCGGGAGGAGCUGAAUGAGUUGAAGGCGAGGAUGGCCGAGAAACCUGCAGCUCCUGCUCCUGCUGCUGUUGAAGGAGCUACGGGUGUUGACUCAACGCCUGCUUCUCAGUUCCCUGCGCCAACAACUCAGCCGCCUGCCGCUUCUGACGACCAACGCGUGAAGGCUCUGGAAGAGAAGGUGCAACGCCUCGAGGCAGCUCUUGCGGAGAAGGAGACGGCGUUGGCCGCGAAGGAGACAGAACACGAGGCCAAGAUCAAGGAACGCUCUGACAAGCUGAAGGAGAUGUUCAACAGCAAGCUGGCUGAAGUCCGGGCUGCUCAUCGGCAGGAAGUUGAGCGGUUGAAGUCCAGUCAACCAGCCGCUCCUCAGGAACCUGGAACCCCAGCUCCCAAAUCCGAGCAGGUGCCAGCAACGCCGGCGACUCCUGCGGCUGCUCCCGCGACACCUUCCAAGGACACUGGAUUGCCUGAGCUGACGGAUGCGCAAGCCAGGGAGCUUGUUGCCAAGAACGAGACCAUUCGUAACAUCAUUCGGAGCAACAUCCGCACCCAAGUGGCUAAGCAAAAGGAAACCGACAAGCAGGAGAGCCAAGCCAACCAGGAGGCCAUGAGCACACUGGAGCAGAAGUUUAACGAAGAGAGAGAAGCGUUGAAGAAGGCCCAUGAAGAGGGUGUGGAGGAGAAGAUCAAGGCUGCCGUCGAGUUGUCCGACAAGAAAUCACUGGCGAAGCUAAGCAUGCUGGAUACCCGAUACAGGACAGCCCAGGCCAAGAUCGAUGUGGUUCAGAAGGCUGCUACAGAGACACCUCAGAAGCCCGUUGUCGAAGUGUGGGAGGUCGCAAAGACCACCAGAGCGCCUCCGGCAGCGCAGGCCAAGCCCGCCCAGGUGGCAUCCCCUGCGCCUGCACCGUCUCCCGCGCCCGCAGCGGCCCAGGCUACCCCGGUGGUACCAUCGCCGUCGCCUGCUCCGACGGCCACUCCUGCGGCCACACCCGCAGCUACGCCUGCAGCUGCACCACAGGCACAGCCUGCGGAGCCUGCUGCAGCUUCCACCGCUGAGCCACCUUCUGCUGAAUCUACGCCGCAGACAGGUGCCCCAGCACAGCAGCAACCGCAGCAACAACCUGCGCCUGAACAGGCAGCACAACAACAAGCUGCCCCUGCAACGGCUCAGCCAGCCGCCAAUGCUCCUCCGAACCCGUUCGGUCAGAGCCAGAACAAGCAACCCACCUCGUUGCCCAGCAAGCCUCCGGCCGGCAAUGCUCCUGGUCUUAUGCGAGCACUGACAUCCGGAUUGCCCGUCGCACGAGGCGGCAGAACCGGCGGCCGCGGCGGGUCGCAGGCGAAUCCUUUUGGCCAGCAACAGGGCCAGCAGCAACAGGCGCAAGGUCAGGGUCAAGCCCAGCAGCAAGCUCCUAGCCAGCGCGGCUCUGGUCUUCCCCGGGGCCGUGGCGGACGCGGAGGUCAUGGACGCGGCGGAAACCAAAAUGUACAAGCUACGAAUGCCGCUCAGCAGGGACAGGCUAGUCCAGGCCGCUCGCUGAAUGCCGGUGCUCGCCAGUUCGUCCCUCAGGGCAACAAGCGUGCUCGUGAGGAUGGAGGAGAAGCUGGAGGCGAAGGAGGAACCACUGGAGGAAAGCGCAUGAGGGGAGGAGGUCAUACCCGGGGGUCAUAG